Molecule: messenger RNA, 1919 nt
Organism: Ceratosolen solmsi marchali
Lineage: Eukaryota; Metazoa; Arthropoda; Insecta; Hymenoptera; Agaonidae
Product: nicalin-1
Exons: 7
Coding region: 222-1889 (555 amino acids)
Biological process (GO): regulation of signal transduction
Cellular component (GO): membrane
Source: RefSeq, a predicted model, not a curated record
UGUAAAUCAACCUUUAUAUUAAUUUGUCUAACCCUCAAGUUUCGGGUAUUCUUAAUAAUAGGAAGGGGGAAUUAAAAGUGGCAGAAUUAUGUAUUCUUUUAUUUGAUUAAUCUAUUAAAUAAUUUUUAGUGAACCAAAAAGAAAAAAUAAUAAGAGCACGUGUACAUAACCUAAUACAUAUUUCUAUUUCCUUUUGUUCUUAAUACAAAUCUUACGCAGGCAUGUGGGUUGAUGAGUGUGAUAGUUUUGCAGAAUUAUGCCGUGGUUAUUUACCAUAUUAUCUAUUAAUAUUUUUACCAUUAUUUAUAAUAAUCUCACCAGCUAAUCCUGUAACUGCUUCUCAUGAAUUUCCAGCCUUUCGUAUGAGUCAAUAUGACUUGCACGGUGUACCUCAUGGUUGCCGUAGUGCGUCAAUUUCUUUAGAAGCAAGAUCUCUUGCUGGUUGGACCACAUCUAGACAUUGCAUUGUUGUUAGAGCUUUAGAUCUUAAUCCAGAAACUUUUCAGUCUAUUAGACAAAAAGCCGGAGCAUUAAUUGUUGUUCUUCCAGAAAAGAUAAAUAAACUAACUCAAAAUGAGAUACAGCAUAUAAUGUCUUUAGAAGAGUCCAUGAUACAUGGUCCAGAGACUCCAAUUCCUGUAUACUUUGUUCAGUGGAAUUCAGAGCUUCAAAUAAUUUUACAAGAUAUAGAGCAUAGUUUUAUUGCUGAUGAUAAAACUAGAUCUGCAGCAGAAGCCUUAUUUAAUUCAAUUUCUGCUAGUGGAUAUCAAGUAGUUGUUUCUACUAGUCAACCCAUUAUUAAAAAUGAUAUUAAAGUUGCAACAUUGCAAGGAAAGUUAACAGGAACUGGAGCGGAAGAUAAACUACCAACAAUUGCAUUAGUUGCUCACUAUGACAGCAAUGGUGUUGCACCAGAAUUAUCAUUUGGAGCUGAAAGUAAUGCAUCAGGAUUGGCAAUGUUACUAGAACUUGCCAGGUUAUUUUCAGUACUUUACUCUAUAGGAAGAUCGCGACCACGACAUAAUUUAAUUUUUAUUGUAACUGGAGCAGGAAAGCUUAAUUUUCAAGGAAGCAAAAAAUGGUUGGAAGAUCAACUUGAUGGACUCGAAGGAUCUGUUAUACAAGAUGCUUCUUAUGUUAUAUGCUUGGAUUCAGUUUCAUCAAGCAACGAUUUAUAUGUACAUGUAUCCAAGCCCCCUAAAGAAUCAUCCCCUGGUGGUCUAAUUUACAAGGAACUUAAAGCUGUCUCUGAUAGUUUUGGCUACAGUAAUAUUGAGGGAGUUCAUAAGAAGAUUAAUUUAGCAGACGAGAGUUUAGCCUGGGAGCAUGAACGCUAUAGUAUUCGGAGAUUACCUGCAGCAACUCUGUCAACUCUUAAAAGUCAUGAAGAUCCAUUAAGAAAUACCAUUUUAGAUAUUGUACAAGAAGUCCAAGUCGAUAGACUUUAUAAGCAUACCAGUGUAGUGGCAGAGGCUCUUGCUAGACACAUAUACAAUAUAAGUUAUAGUAAAAUAUUUGCUGAAUCACUGAGCAUUUCCAAAGAUUCCUUAAAUAUGUGGAUGAAUUUUUUAGCAUCGCAACCUCGAGCAGGAUCGUUACUAUCUGAUAAACAAAAUAUUUUAGUCAAUACACUUAAAGAAGCAAUGCAAAAAUAUCUUGGUGAUGUUAAAGUAACUCUUCAUACUCCAGAUAAACGAGAUCCAGAGUUUGUUUUUUACGAUGUGACAAAAGCGAUGUUGAAUGUUUACAGUGUGAAACCUGCAGUAUUCGAUCUCUUUUUAACAAUAGCCAUUAUUGCAUAUUUGGGAGCAGUAUAUUUAAUAGUACACAACUUUUCACAUAUAUAUAACUUUGCUAUAAGAAUUUCAAGCAAGUCAAAGGCAUUUUAAAUUAAUACUUUUCAAUAAUAUUUCGAUCAG